Culicoides brevitarsis is the source of this 4662-nucleotide messenger RNA. RefSeq names its product probable ATP-dependent RNA helicase spindle-E. Gene Ontology annotation, molecular function: ATP binding; RNA binding; helicase activity. The record is from RefSeq and is a predicted model, not a curated record. Bases 124 to 4569 code for a protein of 1481 amino acids. The transcript is spliced from 5 exons. Gene Ontology annotation, cellular component: intracellular anatomical structure. NCBI's taxonomy places the organism in Eukaryota, Metazoa, Arthropoda, Insecta, Diptera, Ceratopogonidae.
AAAAUUUUUUAAAAUUGAUGAUAAAACCAGAUAUUAAUUUACAAAAAUAGUAAAAUUUGAUAGAAGAAACCCUUUUGCAACGCAAAACAAUCAAAAUCUGAGGUCCCUCGGUAUUCAACAAAAAUGGAUAUCGACGAUUUUAUGGACAUCAAUCAGCCAAUACGACGAUAUGUGAUACCCGAUAACUCGCUCGAGUUUCGACGUGAGCCGCUGCCAUCGAGUAUUUUGGAUUUGGAACCGCGUGAAAGACAAGGCACAGAAUUCUCCAAAACUCUCAGAAAUGCCCAGGAUUCCGAAUUGGUGGAUACCUUUCGAGGCCUAAGUGUUGCGGCACGUCAUCGUUUUGGCCGUAGAUCCAAUAUGGACAACAUAACGAGUGAUAAUACCGAUACCGAGUCACUUUGUGGUGUCGGUGGCAUUGAGGAUUUCGUGCAUGAAGAGCAAAUGCGGAUGCAAAAUGACAUUUACGAACGUUAUGCCUUCAAUCCGAGGCCAUUUAACCCGCAAUUGCCGAUUCACAAGUACAAAAGUGAAAUUCUUCGACGUAUUCGCGAUUCGCCCGUCAUCGUGAUUGAAGGUGAAACAGGUUGCGGCAAAAGUACACAAGUUCCGCAGUUUAUUUUGGACGAUUGUUACCAAAAUAACGCUUAUUGUAACAUUGUGGUAACGCAGCCACGUCGUAUCGCUGCCGUUUCCUUGGCGGAACAGGUUUCGCGUGAACGCGGAUACGACAAACACACCGUGGUCGGAUACCAAAUCGGACUUGAUCGGAAAACGUCAGACGAUACGAGACUUCUUUACUGCACCACCGGCGUCUUGUUGGAAAAGUUGAUCAAGAACAAACAAAUGGACAUGUACACACACAUUGUGCUGGAUGAGAUUCACGAACGCGAUGAAGACAUGGAGUUUCUGUUGAUUGCCAUUAAACGCUUCAUGAUCCGAAAUCCCUUUGACACGAAAAUUAUACUGAUGUCUGCCACCAUCGACACAAAGCAAUUUUCCUCGUAUUUCCGGCUACCAACUCCUCGAGGGGAUUUCUUAAAAGCACCAAUUUUGAAAAUUCCCGGUAAACGUCAAUAUCAAAUUUCGACGUACUAUUUGGACAACUUGGAUACUAUUCAUGGAAUGAGCGCUUUUGAGGGAGUCGAAACACCGAGAAUCACUGACAAAAUGUACAGAGUGGCACGUUCGAUCGUCAUAUCGUUCAAUAGUCCGCAAUACACUGACGAUGGCAUCUGUUUCCUCAUGUUUUUGCCCGGAAUCCAUGAAAUUAUUCAAAUGCAUCAAUUGAUGGUGGAAGAACGCAAUCGACUUGCACACAGCAACUCAAACAUCAACAUGAUCAUCUUGCCAUUACAUUCGAUAAUUUCAUCAGCUGAACAGAAGGAUGUCUUUCGUGAUGUGCGACCAAAUGAAAUUAAGAUAAUUUUGGCGACAAAUAUUGCCGAAAGCAGCAUAACCGUUCCCGACGUAAAGUUCGUCAUCGAUUUCUGUCUUACGCGCACGUUGGAAGUCGACUCAGAAACUGGCUUCUCUGUGCUCCGAUUGAAUUGGGCAUCGAAAACAAGUUGCGUUCAACGCAGUGGACGCGCUGGCAGAACCUGUGCAGGACGCGUUUACCGCCUUGUUCCAAAGGACUUUUACAAACAUCGUUUGCCGGAAAAUGAUACGCCGGCACUUGUUCGUUGCGCCUUGGAGAAAAUUGUGUUGAAAGCAAAGAAACUCGAUCCGAAUGUCGCUCCAUCAAAAAUAAUUGGUCUAGCAAUUGAGCCACCAGAUUUGACGGACAUCAAUGUGACCAUAUUGAAGUUGAAGGAAGCCCGUGGAUUACACUUUAAAGUUGGCAAAAGUUACGCCAGCGAUGACGGCGACUUGACAUUCAUGGGAAGCAUUAUGGAAGCAUUGCCGUUGGAUAUUCUUGCGACGCGAUUGAUCGUCAUGGGAUACAUGUUUAAUGCGCUUGAUGAUUGCAUUAUAAUGGCAGCUGGGCUUACCGUACAAAAGGUUUUUGCACACAAUUUUCAAAACCCGCUCAAGACAUACGUUCAAAAGCUUGCUUUUGCAAAUGGAAGUGGUAGUGAUUUGUUUGCAAUUUUACAUGCUUUUCGUUAUGCUGAAGUACGUAUCAAAACGCAAGAAUCAAAAUUCAUUGGCGGCGCUGGUCGUUACAAUCUUGAUGUCAAAGGUAUCUACGAGAUGUACCAUUUAGUAGAGGAAAUUCGUGGCCGCUUAAAAACCUUCAAAAUACAAACGCCUGAAGGUGUAAAUCAAUUCACCAUGUCCGACAAAAAUCGCAUGAUGAUCACAAAAGUCUGUAUUGCGGGAGCCUUUUAUCCGAAUUACUUCCUGCGCAAUUCGUGUCUUUCGAACGAAGAUCGCGAACGUCAAAUUUUCCACGAUUUGAAUGGACGUGAUCCCACAAACACCAUCUACUACAAAGGAAUUAGCACAGAUGAAAUGGGUUUUUUGUAUGAAGAUCAAGUCAAGCAGUAUUUCAAGCAGCGCGACGUCAUCAAGUCAAAAGACGACAUUGUCGUGUCAUUCGACGAAGGAUCACACAAAAUGUUUGUCACGUUCAAGGAUAAACAGGACUUUACAAAUAGCCGCUUAUCCAAAGAUGUUUUGCCGGGAAAUAUCAAAACGCAAGUUUACAAAGCUAUUAAAUUGGCCCGCGAACGUGAUCCACUCCGUUUGAGAAUUCUCGAUAAAGAACGCAUGUACAAGUACGCCGAAAGUAUUGGUCUUGGCAAAUACGAGAGAGGAUUAUUUGUGUAUGCCAACAAGACUGUCAGGCCUUUUGCUGAGAAACUUUGCUGCAUUCCGAGACUGAAAGACAAACAAAUCGAGGGAUACAUAAUCAAUAUCGAGACUCCAAACCGAUUUUGGAUUCAUUGCUCGCAAGAUGACAUUGUCCUGAAGGCGAUCAAUAAGAAAAUCCCGUUGGCAGACCGUUAUCCACUCCAAAGUGUCGAAAAUAUUAUUGGAAAAAAGGUUGCCGUCCAAAUUGAUGGCACUUUUUACAGAGCACAAGUCAAGUCGUCUGUCAACGAUAACGUCUCUUCGAAAUUCAAGGUGUUUUGCUUUGAUGAAGGAACCGAAUACGACGUGGAGGCGUCGCAAUUGCGAUCUAUUGAUAACAUUGAAAUCGAUGGACGACUCCUUCGCUUGGGGAGAGAUAUAAAAAUGGUUCCAUUAGCUGACAUCCCGCCACGUGUGAUUGAAGCGUCGCUAGCAGAGAUUUGUCCUUCUUAUUUGGCAUCCCCGAUGGGCCAAUGGACUUCCGAAGCCAUUGACGAGUUCAAGAGCUUGGUGAAAGAUCACAUUUACACGAUCGAGAUCUACUCAUUUUGGAAUGGCGUUUGUUCGGUAACAAUUUACGGGCACAACGGCAAAACCAUCAACGAAGAAAUGGUGGAGCGAAAACUCGCUGAAACUUGCGAAGAAUGUUAUCCGUCGAAAUAUGAUCACAGUUUACGGUACAGGGCACAAAACUUUUCCUCGCCGGACGACACUCAUGCUUAUCAAGAAAUCAUUGAUUACCUCAAGGAAUUUUAUCGUGUGCCAGUAAAACCACCUCCAAUAACGAUUUGUAGUAAAGCGGUGCAAUUACGUGGUCCAGUGUCGCCAUUGGAAACGACAAUUUAUUCGACAAUCCGAUCCGGUUACACAAAGUGCAUGCAAAUUGAGAGAUUUUCUGUCAAUAGUGUGUUCAUGGACACAGAUUCGCACGAUCCGACGGAACGUUUAGUGGUUGCUGCAACAUGUGGAACAAACGAAGCUGGAAACGGCCUAAUUUUGCGUAAUACGACUGUCAUGCCCAACAUACGGGGCUUUGGUACGUUGAUGGCGAUGUUAUUUGCGCCCGUGGUUGAAGUCCAUCCGGAUGGGGAAUGUACGCGAUACAAUUCGUUGUUGUGUGGCUUGGGCUACAAUCCGAAACGCGGAAAGGGAUUUUACGAGGAACACGAUCUGAUAAUGAAUAUUGAUUGUUCAUUAGACCAACAGGAUAUGCUGAUUAUCAAUAAGAUGCGUUACACAAUGAGUGCUAUUUUACACACCAACGAAAAUGAAUUGAUCCCCAAUAAUCCCGAAAUCAACAUACUUACCCUGCAGAAGAGUCUAAUCAAGGACUUGCUUGAAUUCGUCGAAAAACCUCGUCCUUUGCACGAUAUCCGUCCAUUGGGGGCAAAUGAUCAUCGCUGGGGUCUACAUCCCAGUUACAAGAUGUACGAAGUAACCGGCACAAAUAUUUAUGGCGAUCGUGCAACGUUCCCGUCUUUCUCCUUUGUCGGUUUGAAAGAAAAAACGUUCAAACAGAUGGAAGAUUUUCGCAAGAACAAUGAACGCUUGCACAAAAUCGCAUUUUGCAAUGAACAGUUGGGCGUUGAGGUGAAAUGUCUUUUGUGCUCCAAGUUACUUAUCACCGUGCCCGAAGUGCAAAUUCAUUUGUUCACAAAAAUCCACAAAGAUCGUACGCAGGAAUACGAUGCAGAAUUCGAUGCGGUCAAGUGUAUGCCAGUUACGAAGCAAAUCUUACACGAGAGUUUCCUAAAUGCUUCUUUCUAUUAAUUUGAUUCUUUCUUUUACUAACAUAACCAUUAUUCUAUUAUUCUAUGCAAUUAUCUUGUUAGUGAAUUAAAAUAAAUAUUUCUAAAAUUCUAA